GCCCUUGGUUCUCUGUGGAGGCAAAGAAUGAAGAGAGAGUUGCAGGAGUGUCAUACCUGAGGAAGCUAUAUGUGACAGUGGAUGGAAUUACUGUGACCCUGAUGAAGAGCAGUAGAACACUGUCUUGCUGGUCAGUUCAUCACGCUUCAAACAUCCUUUGGCUGAGGGUGCGUUGGGAUGGAAACCAUUAUGCCCAGAUCUCAGUUCCCAGCUCCUACUAUGACCAAAUGUGUGGCCUUUGUGGUGACUAUGAUGGGAACCCAGACAAUGACUUCACUAAACCAGAUGGCACUGUGGCAGGAAAUAGUAAUGACUUUGGGAACAGCUGGCAGACCAAAGACGAUGAAGAUGACUCAUGUACCCCAGGAACAAAGCCUGAUCCAGACUGUGACCCCAACUUGGAAGCUGAAGUUGUAAAACCAGAGAAAUGUGGUAAAAUUACAGACCCUACUGGACCCUUCCGGGAGUGCAUCAGUGUAGUUAAUCCCACUCCAUUCUUCCAAAGCUGUGUGUAUGACAUGUGUCAGUUCAAUGGCCAGCAGCACGUGCUGUGUGACCAGCUCCAGGCCUACACUGACGCAUGUCAUAGUGCUGGAGCCAAAGUCUACCAAUGGAGAACUCCAGACUUCUGCCCUCUGACCUGUCCUCCCAAUAGCUCCUACUCCCUUUGUGUGAGUUCAUGUCCUGAGACAUGUCUUGGUGUGGUGGGACCACCUGGCUGUGAGGAAGUGUGUGUGGAGGGUUGUGAGUGUAACCCUGGCUUCAUUCUCAGUGAUGACAAAUGUGUGGAACUGAGAGACUGUGGUUGUGUGGACCCCAGUGGAACCUAUCACCCUGUGGGCGAUGACUGGUACUUGGAGGGUUGUGAACAAAAGUGUAUGUGUCACAGUGGAGGUCUGCUACAGUGUCAUAACACCAGCUGUAACCCAACUACUGAGAGCUGCCAACUACAAGAUGGAGAAUAUGAAUGCCACCCUCUGGACCUGUGUCCUCCUAACGCAGAGUAUAUAGAGUGCGGUCCAGCUUGCAUUCCUACAUGUAUGGAACCCUCUACCAACUGUUCUGGCUCCUGCAUCACUGGGUGUUUCUGCAAACCAGGCUUUGUCUUCAAAGGACGGCACUGCGUGCCACUGGACAAGUGUGGUUGUUUAGAUGACAACAAUAACUAUUAUGAGCCUGGUGAGAUAGUAUUUGGAGAUGGCUGCACAAAGCUGUGUCGCUGUGUAGGGAACUACACUUUGGAAUGUGUUGAUAACUCCUGUGACCCCACUGAAGAGUGUCGAGAGGUUAAUGGUGUUGCAGGCUGUUAUCCUAAAGGUACAUCCACAUGCAUUGCAUCUGGCGAUCCACACUACACCAGCUUUGACAAACGCAAAUAUGACUUCAUGGGCAACUGCAGCUAUCUGAUGUCUAGUCCAUGCAAUGACACAACUGUGCCCUACUUUGAGGUCCAUACUGACAAUGAAAAUCGGUAUAACAGGCCGACCAUCUCCUAUGUGAAUGCCGUACAUGUAUACGCACAGAUGAUAAAGAUCUCCAUUCUCAAAGGUGGCACUGUGCAGGUUAAUGGGACCAAUGUCAAUCUUCCACUGUCUCCGUCCCCUGGUAUUUCUGUGUUCAAGUCAGGAAAACACUACACUGUCUCCAUGAACUUUGGUGUGACGGUUCGCUAUGAUGGAAACGCCUUCAUGGACAUCAAAGUAAUCGAAGACUAUCAGAACAAGCUGUGUGGCCUGUGUGGCAACUAUGAUGGAGAUACUAAAGAUGACUUCCGCAAACCAGAUGGAAGCUUAGCUGAAAAUGCCAAUGACUUUGGACACAGUUGGAACAUGAAUCCAGAAUGUAAUGAGAAACCCAACACUACGAUCCCUGGGUGCAAUGAAGAAGAACAGGAACUGUAUGAAAGCUCUGGAUAUUGUGGCAUUCUGCUGGACAAAAAUGGACCUUUUGCUGUGUGCCAUCCCAAAGUCAACCCCAAUAAUUACUUCAGGGACUGUGUCUUUGACUUGUGUGAGCUGGAUGGUGCCAAGCCCAUUUUGUGUGAAGCCAUUGAAGCCUAUGUCAAUGAAUGCCAAGAUCGUGGGGUCAACCUUGGACCAUGGAGGAAUGAAACCUUCUGCCCACUGAGCUGUCCCCCAAACAGCCACUACGAACCUUGUGCAGAUCCUUGUCAGGAAACAUGCUUUGGAAAACCCCCCUCCUGCUCUGGUCCCUGCUCUGAGUCCUGUGUGUGUGAUCCCAGCUAUGUCCUGAGUGCUGGCAAGUGCGUUAAGGAGAACAUGUGUGGCUGCAACCACACGAACGGCCAGUAUUAUGAGCCUGGAGAGGAGUUUUUUGAGGAAGACUGCAAGCGAAAAUGUUGGUGUGGUGCAGCUGGAAUUACCUGUGAAGCCUCUGAAUGCCCCCCAAUGCAUGAAUGUAAACUUCAGGAUGGAGAGCUGGGCUGCUAUCCUACGCGCUUUCAGGAUUGUGUAGUUUCUGGGGAUCCACACUACAACACCUUUGACAAGAAGUACUACAGCUUCAUGGGAACCUGUACUUACACACUGGCCAGAAGCUGUAGGAACAGCACAGGCCCUUGGUUCUCUGUGGAGGCAAAGAAUGAAGAGAGAGGAGUUGCAGGAGUGUCAUACCUGAGGAAGCUAUAUGUGACAGUGGAUGGAAUUACUGUGACCCUGAUGAAGAGCAGUAGAACACUGGUGAACGGAGUACGGGUGGCUCUGCCCCACUCCCCCUCUCCUCUCAUGUCUAUUAGUCUUGCUGGUCAGUUCAUCACGCUUCAAACAUCCUUUGGCUUGAGGGUGCGUUGGGAUGGAAACCAUUAUGCCCAGAUCUCAGUUCCCAGCUCCUACUAUGACCAAAUGUGUGGCCUUUGUGGUGACUAUGAUGGGAACCCAGACAAUGACUUCACUAAACCUGAUGGCACUGUGGCAGGAAAUAGUAAUGACUUUGGGAACAGCUGGCAGACCAAAGACGAUGAAGAUGACUCAUGUACCCCAGGAACAAAGCCUGAUCCAGACUGUGACCCCAACUUGGAAGCUGAAGUUGUAAAACCAGAGAAAUGUGGUAAAAUUACAGACCCUACUGGACCCUUCCGGGAGUGCAUCAGUGUAGUUAAUCCCACUCCAUUCUUCCAAAGCUGUGUGUAUGACAUGUGUCAGUUCAACGGCCAGCAGCACGUGCUGUGUGACCAGCUCCAGGCCUACACUGACGCAUGUCAUAGUGCUGGAGCCAAAGUCUACCAAUGGAGAACUCCAGACUUCUGCCCUCUGACCUGUCCUCCCAAUAGCUCCUACUCCCUUUGUGUGAGUUCAUGUCCUGAGACAUGUCUUGGUGUGGUGGGACCACCUGGCUGUGAGGAAGUGUGUGUAGAGGGUUGUGAGUGUAACCCUGGCUUCAUUCUCAGUGAUGACAAAUGUGUGGAACUGAGAGACUGUGGUUGUGUGGACCCCAGUGGAACCUAUCACCCUGUGGGCGGUGACUGGUACUUGGAGGGUUGUGAACAAAAGUGUAUGUGUCACAGUGGAGGUCUGCUACAGUGUCAUAACACCAGCUGUAACCCAACUACUGAGAGCUGCCAACUACAAGAUGGAGAAUAUGAAUGCCACCCUCUGGACCUGUGUCCUCCUAACGCAGAGUAUAUAGAGUGUGGUCCAGCUUGCAUUCCUACAUGUAUGGAACCCUCUACCAACUGUUCUGGCUCCUGCAUCACUGGGUGUUUCUGCAAACCAGGCUUUGUCUUCAAAGGACGGCACUGCGUGCCGCUGGACAAGUGUGGUUGUUUAGAUGACAACAAUAACUAUUAUGAGCCUGGUGAGAUAGUAUUUGGAGAUGGCUGCACAAAGCUGUGUCGCUGUGUAGGGAACUACACUUUGGAAUGUGUUGAUAACUCCUGUGACCCCACUGAAGAGUGUCGAGAGGUUAAUGGUGUUGCAGGCUGUUAUCCUAAAGGUACAUCCACAUGCAUAGCAUCUGGCGAUCCACACUACACCAGCUUUGACAAACGCAAAUAUGACUUCAUGGGCAACUGCAGCUAUCUGAUGUCUAGUCCAUGCAAUGACACAACUGUGCCCUACUUUGAGGUCCAUACUGACAAUGAAAACCGGUAUAACAGGCCGACCAUCUCCUAUGUGAAUGCCGUACAUGUAUACGCACAGAUGAUAAAGAUCUCCAUUCUCAAAGGUGGCACUGUGCAGGUUAAUGGGACCAAUGUCAAUCUGCCACUGUCUCCGGCCCCUGGUAUUUCUGUGUUCAAGUCAGGAAAACACUACACUGUCUCCAUGAACUUUGGUGUGACGGUUCGCUAUGAUGGAAACUCCUUCAUGGACAUUAAAGUAAUCGAAGACUAUCAGAACAAGCUGUGUGGCCUGUGUGGCAACUAUGAUGGAGAUACCAAAGAUGACUUCCGCAAACCGGAUGGAAGCUUAGCUGAAAAUGCCAAUGACUUUGGACACAGUUGGAACAUGAAUCCAGAAUGUAAUGAGAAACCCAACACUACCAUCCCUGGGUGCAAUGAAGAAGAACAGGAACUGUAUGAAAGCUCUGGAUAUUGUGGCAUUCUGCUGGACAAAAAUGGACCUUUUGCUGUGUGCCAUCCCAAAGUCAACCCCAAUAAUUACUUCAGGGACUGUGUCUUUGACUUGUGUGAGCUGGAUGGUGCCAAGCCCAUUUUGUGUGAAGCCAUUGAAGCCUAUGUCAAUGAAUGCCAAGAUCGUGGGGUCAACCUUGGACCAUGGAGGAAUGAAACCUUCUGCCCACUGAGCUGUCCCCCAAACAGCCACUACGAACCUUGUGCAGAUCCUUGUCAGGAAACAUGCUUUGGAAAACCCCCCUCCUGCUCUGGUCCCUGCUCUGAGUCCUGUGUGUGUGAUCCCAGCUAUGUCCUGAGUGCUGGCAAGUGCGUUAAGGAGAACAUGUGUGGCUGCAACCACACGAACGGCCAGUAUUAUGAGCCUGGAGAGGAGUUUUUUGAGGAAGACUGCAAGCGAAAAUGUUGGUGUGGUGCAGCUGGAAUUACCUGUGAAGCCUCUGAAUGCCCCCCAAUGCAUGAAUGUAAACUUCAGGAUGGAGAGCUGGGCUGCUAUCCUACGAGUUUUCAGGAUUGUGUAGUUUCUGGGGAUCCACACUACAACACCUUUGACAAGAAGUACUACAGCUUCAUGGGAACCUGUACUUACACACUGGCAAGAAGCUGUAGGAACAGCACAGGCCCUUGGUUCUCUGUGGAGGCAAAGAAUGAAGAGAGAGGAGUUGCAGGAGUGUCAUACCUGAGGAAGCUAUAUGUGACAGUGGAUGGAAUUACUGUGACCCUGAUGAAGAGCAGUAGAACACUGGUGAACGGAGUACGGGUGGCUCUGCCCCACUCCCCCUCUCCUCUCAUGUCUAUUAGUCUUGCUGGUCAGUUCAUCACGCUUCAAACAUCCUUUGGCCUGAGGGUGCGUUGGGAUGGAAACCAUUAUGCCCAGAUCUCAGUUCCCAGCUCCUACUAUGACCAAAUGUGUGGCCUUUGUGGUGACUAUGAUGGGAACCCAGACAAUGACUUCACUAAACCAGAUGGCACUGUGGCAGGAAAUAGUAAUGACUUUGGGAACAGCUGGCAGACCAAAGACGAUGAAGAUGACUCAUGUACCCCAGGAACAAAGCCUGAUCCAGACUGUGACCCCAACUUGGAAGCUGAAGUUGUAAAACCAGAGAAAUGUGGUAAAAUUACAGACCCUACUGGACCCUUCCGGGAGUGCAUCAGUGUAGUUAAUCCCACUCCAUUCUUCCAAAGCUGUGUGUAUGACAUGUGUCAGUUCAACGGCCAGCAGCAUGUGCUGUGUGACCAGCUCCAGGCCUACACUGACGCAUGUCAUAGUGCUGGAGCCAAAGUCUACCAAUGGAGAACUCCAGACUUCUGCCCUCUGACCUGUCCUCCCAAUAGCUCCUACUCCCUUUGUGUGAGUUCAUGUCCUGAGACAUGUCUUGGUGUGGUGGGACCACCUGGCUGUGAGGAAGUGUGUGUGGAGGGUUGUGAGUGUAACCCUGGCUUCAUUCUCAGUGAUGACAAAUGUGUGGAACUGAGAGACUGUGGUUGUGUGGACCCCAGUGGAACCUAUCACCCUGUGGGCGAUGACUGGUACUUGGAGGGUUGUGAACAAAAGUGUAUGUGUCACAGUGGAGGUCUGCUACAGUGUCAUAACACCAGCUGUAACCCAACUACUGAGAGCUGCCAACUACAAGAUGGAGAAUAUGAAUGCCACCCUCUGGACCUGUGUCCUCCUAACGCAGAGUAUAUAGAGUGUGGUCCAGCUUGCAUUCCUACAUGUAUGGAACCCUCUACCAACUGUUCUGGCUCCUGCAUCACUGGGUGUUUCUGCAAACCAGGCUUUGUCUUCAAAGGACGGCACUGCGUGCCACUGGACAAGUGUGGUUGUUUAGAUGACAACAAUAACUAUUAUGAGCCUGGUGAGAUAGUAUUUGGAGAUGGCUGCACAAAGCUGUGUCGCUGUGUAGGGAACUACACUUUGGAAUGUGUUGAUAACUCCUGUGACCCCACUGAAGAGUGUCGAGAGGUUAAUGGUGUUGCAGGCUGUUAUCCUAAAGGUACAUCCACAUGCAUUGCAUCUGGCGAUCCACACUACACCAGCUUUGACAAACGCAAAUAUGACUUCAUGGGCAACUGCAGCUAUCUGAUGUCUAGUCCAUGCAAUGACACAACUGUGCCCUACUUUGAGGUCCAUACUGACAAUGAAAACCGGUAUAACAGGCCGACCAUCUCCUAUGUGAAUGCCGUACAUGUAUACGCACAGAUGAUAAAGAUCUCCAUUCUCAAAGGUGGCACUGUGCAGGUUAAUGGGACCAAUGUCAAUCUGCCACUGUCUCCGUCCCCUGGUAUUUCUGUGUUCAAGUCAGGAAAACACUACACUGUCUCCAUGAACUUUGGUGUGAUGGUUCGCUAUGAUGGAAACGCCUUCAUGGACAUCAAAGUAAUCGAAGAGUGA
This is a messenger RNA of Maylandia zebra (zebra mbuna), 6983 nucleotides long. NCBI's taxonomy places the organism in Eukaryota, Metazoa, Chordata, Actinopteri, Cichliformes, Cichlidae. The record is from RefSeq and is a predicted model, not a curated record.